UUGGAUGUGAAUGAACGGGAGGAGAGAUGCUGCUGCCGCGCCGCUCCUAACGCUCAGACCUCCAGCUCCACGGACCACAGCAGGUAGAUGCCAACUCUCCAGGCCGACGGAGAGACGGGGGAGCCUGGGGGAAGGUGUCGGGCGGUGCCGGCGGUCCUGAACGGAACGAGGGAGAGAGAGAAGUAGAGGGGAGAAGGGAAGACGCACUCGAGGGAGAAAGUGAGAGAGAAUAGGCAGAGGUGGAAGAGGGAGAAAGGAGGGAGAGACAGAAAGGAAGAGACUAAAUGGCUGUACCGCUACCGGGCUUCAACCCGCUCCUGCUCUUGUCUCUGGCACUUCACCUGCUUCUCCUCGGCCCUUUGUUCGCCCUCACCCCGGGGACGGUGAAUACAGGAGGGGCUUCCAACCGAUGGACCCCGGGCCUCUGUUACCGAGACGCCGGUAAAGUGAGCCAGCAGCAGCAGCGCGAAGAAGCAGGGGAGUCGCCGAGGGACAGCUGGAAUCUACGCCCCAGUAGGUGGACCGUAGAGCGGAUACAGACUGUGGGAUGCUCUGGAGUGCAGCGCGCAGGGGGCACGCUGGGAGGAUAUCACCACGAUGGGGCGAGGGGGACACGGAAAGGAGUCGGGACGUUUUGGAGGAGUGGAAACGGCCCUCCGGCACCAUCAUUACCGCCUCCUCCUCUCCACCCGAGUAUUAGGAGCAGGUCGAGCUCUGAUGGCGUCGGCGUAAGAGAGGGAGUGGAGGGAGGGAGGAUGAGGAGGAAGGGCGUUGUUUCUCCUCCUGCUUCACCUGCUUUCACCUACUCACCGGUUCAAAACGGCAAAAAACGGGCAGUACAAAGGACUAGAGCGUGCGCGCAACGGUGGCCGGCGUCGGGGCCACACCUCGCCAAACGUGGCGCCGCCAGAGCCUUUGUGCACGCCUCUGGCCUGUGCAGGGCACCCGGAAGUGUAGAGAUGAAAGGGGGAGAGGUGUGGGAGAGGGCUCGUGAGGUUAGGAGGCUCUUAGCUACAUGGAGCUCCCUGACACCUGGGCAUCUCUGCUGGUCAAGCUCCGACAAACAAGCCCUCUCCCCGGCAAACAACCCCUCACUUGGCCCCUUGCCAACCGGUUGCUCUUGUUGCAUUCAUCCUCUUUCUGGAUACAAUUCACUACACAGUGAAGCUUCAAACUACACCUUCAAAUAUUACCCCCAAUUCACCAACAAUUCAGACUGUAUCCAGGAAUCAAAAUUGGAGUACAUUUGUCAUUUUUCAACUUGUAAUUCCUCCCAGACCGGCCACACAGAUAAAAUUCAGCCGCAUCCAGUUUACAGGAACAGCAACUAUAACAAGGCUCGGAAUGCUGAUGGGGGCUCGGCCAGCAUGGACAGGAGGGCUGGUAAUUGUUCUCAUUUAGGAAGGCACAAUGUUAUCGAUCCCAGCAGUAUUAGAGAGGGGGGUGAUGAUAGCUGUUUGGCUGGGUGUAUUAGGUGCAGGGAUAGGGGGACGAGGAGUGCGGGAGAUGAGGAGGAGGGGAAGGAAACGUACAGAUGUAGCUCACCGGCAGUGAUUAACCCCAAUACCUGGGCGCACCAAUAUUGGUGUGGAUUCCCUGUCAGUGAGGUGAAAUCAGUGUAUUACCACGCCAGAAUUAUAGAUAAGAAGAGGGAGGGGAAUGAUGGACGAGGAGGAGGGGUGAACCAAGGCUACAAACACAUUAAUUUAUCUAAUUAUGCGGAUAAUGAUUUGGCUUUUCCGAUUCAGACGCGCCUAUGUAAGGCUGAUAAUGAGCUUCCGCAGGGGAAAUCAGCACCAGUAACCAGAGGGCAGAGCAGCCAAACCCGGGGAGAAAGCAGGGAGGUUGCCGGUGGUUGCUUUAGUUGUUUGGACAGAAUAGAAAUGGGGGGUGGAUAUUUAGCCGAGUUUAUGGUCCCGCAGGGAGUCAUAGCUCAGAGGAAUCUCCCCAUCCAAUUUCCCCCCAUCAGCAUCACAGAGGCGUCCGGACAACGAUUUCUAUCCAACAAAAGCGCAAUUCCCAAAAUUGCAUCAAAAUGUUCUGGACUGGUGCUCAAUACGCCCCCUCAAACACAAACAGCUGAUUAUUCAGAAAGUGGAAAACUAUACAAACUGCUCUGUCUAUCUGCUGAAAAAGUAAAAGCAAGUUCAGAGACAGAGUCUGCCGGUGACUCAGGCUUUUUCUUGCCUGUGAAGUUUCCAGUUAAAUCUCCCACGUCUCGAUCUGCAACAGCACUCACACCACGUUUUAUCACUCAGCAUGAUGACACCACGGCAAAACACCUCUCGUUUUUCAAGGAAAUUAACUCAUCGCAGGAUGACUCUGCACGUUCGCUUCACUUAUCCUCUGUGAUCUCAGCACCACGGACAGCUUCCCCAGACUCCCAGCAAGUGUUUUUGUGGAGCAAAUUCAACAGCAACAGUAAUAACAACAACGAAGAGGAGGCAAGCAAAGAAAAAAAUGGAUAUAGUCAUGAAUCUGAAGUAGAAAAAUUGCCAUGGCAUGGUCAGACACAGCAACAAGACCUGUGGGAGACCGCACUGCGAGAGAUGGUCAAGGCAGGCUGCGCUGACAGCAUUUCCACCGACUGUUCGGCCACCAAACAGAGGGAUCACGCACAUAUGCAAUUAAAAUCUGGUAAGCAAGUGUCAUUAGAGCCUGAAGGUGUCAGGCAGUCAGAUAGGCGGCAGAUGGGGGCCGAGAGGGAGAGCGAGGCAGAGAGGGAGGGAGAGGGUUUUGAGGGGUCCGCUGCUGUUGCUGUUGGGGGAGGAAAAUUACAGGUGGGGGAGGGCAAGAGAGAGGCGCGGUUGAUGGGAGGCAGAGAACCAUGGGGAAAAGAGCAAGAAGAGGAGGAGAGGGAAAAGAGAAUAACAAAGGCAGGCCAGGCAGAGGAGAGAGAGGCAGAGAGAGGGAAGGGUCAGGAUAGGGGCAGUAGCAGCACCACCAUCAUACAGCCAAAUCGUGAAAAAGGGAAGACAGAGAGCCAGGCAGAUGAAAGCCAUGAGGUUGGAAAGGGGGAUGAAAGGGGGGUGGAAGGGGAGGAGGAGGGACACAGUACAAGGGGAGAGAGGAGCCUGGAACGACUGAUAAUAGUAGCAGAUGAUGAAAUCUCACAGGGAGAAAGGGGGAGAAAGAUUUUGAUGCCAUGGCCUCGCUCUCGACGUGCAGCCAACAGACAUCCCCAUUUCUCCCAGUAUAACUUCCAAGUGCAAGUAGCUGAGAACCAACCACCCGGCACCUCAGUCAUCAUCAUGUCCGCCUCAGACCCAGAUGCAGGAGAUGCAGGCAGGGUGAGCUACUCCAUGGCACCACUGAUGAACAGUCGAUCAUCUGAUUACUUUCACAUCCACCCAGACACUGGGAUCAUCACCACCACUCAGAUUCUAGACAGAGAACACAUGGAUUUGCAUUACUUCCGGGUCACAGGGACAGAUUACGGCUCCUCUCGCCUCUCAGGUACCACAAUGGUGGCCAUUACUGUUGCAGACCGGAAUGAUCAUUCUCCUAUAUUUGAACAGAAAGAGUACAGGGAGACGAUCAGGGAGAAUGUAGAGGAGGGGUAUCCCAUCCUACAGCUGAGAGCUACAGACUUAGACUCCCCAUCCAAUGCCAAUAUCCGUUACCGCUUUAUCGGUGACACAAUUGCAAUGGCACGAGCGGCCUUUGAGAUUGACCCACGCUCUGGCCUCAUUACAACCCGUGGAGCGGUGGACAGGGAAACCAACGAGCACUACACUCUACAGGUGGAGGCCAGUGAUCAGGGGAAGGAACCAGGGCCACGCUCUGCUACUGUUAAAGUGUUCAUUGAUGUUUUAGAUGAAAAUGACAAUGUCCCACAAUUCAGCGAAAAGCGCUAUGUGGUAGCAGUGAAGGAGGAUGUUCGGCCUCACUCUGAUAUCCUCCGUGUGAGUGCCACAGACUUGGACAAGGACAGUAACGCUGCUGUUCACUAUAAUAUCAUCAGCGGGAACAGCCGUGGACAGUUUUCCAUCGACAGUGUCACUGGGGAGAUACAUGUUGUGGCACCGCUAGACUAUGAGGCCGAACGGGAGUAUACGCUUCGUGUUCGUGCACAGGACAAUGGCCGGCCACCUCUCUCCAACAACACCGGUAUUGUCAGUGUACAAGUUACGGAUGUCAACGACAACCCGCCAAUCUUUGUCUCCACACCGUUCCAGGCAUCUGUGCUCGAAAGCGCUCCAGUUGGUAGCUCCAUCCUCCAUAUUCAGGCCAUUGAUACCGAUUCUGGUGAUAAUGCCCGAUUGGAGUACAGGUUAACUGGCACCAGCUCUGACACACCAUUUAUUAUCAAUUCUGCAACAGGCUGGGUCACUGUGCGCUCCAUUCUUGACCGAGAAUCUGUGGAGCAUUAUUUCUUUGGCGUGGAGGCCAGGGAUUAUGGCAUGCCGCCCCUUUCCGCUACAGCAAGUGUUACAAUUACAGUGAUGGAUGUUAAUGACAACCGGCCUGAGUUCCUCCAAAGGGAGUACUAUUCUCGCCUGAAUGAGGACGCGUCGGUUGGCACCAGUGUAGUGAUUGUGACGGCUGUGGACCGUGAUGUCAACAGUGCAGUGACCUAUCAGAUAACAGGAGGAAACACCAGAAACCGCUUUGCCAUUAGCACAGCAGGCGGGUCUGGACUUCUCUCGUUAGCUCUCCCAUUGGACUACAAACAGGAGAGGCGUUACGUUCUAACAGUUACUGCCUCAGAUCGCACACUCCACGACACCUGCCAGGUGCACAUCAACAUCACAGACGCCAACACUCAUCGCCCGGUUUUCCAGAGUGCACACUACUCUAUUAGUGUGAAUGAGGACCGACCACCUGGAAGCACUGUAGUUGUGAUCAGUGCCACCGAUGAUGAUGUUGGUGAAAAUGCUCGAAUCACAUACUUCCUUGAGGACAACAUCCCCCAAUUUCGCAUCGACACCGCCAGCGGGGCAAUAACGCUCCAGGCAGAGCUCGACUAUGAGGAUCAGAUGACCUACACUUUGGCUAUAACAGCUAAAGACAACGGCAUACCGCAGAAAGCAGACACAACAUAUGUGGAGGUGAAUGUGAAUGAUGUGAAUGACAAUUCUCCUCAGUUCCUCAGCCCCAGAUAUCAGGGGACAGUGAGCGAAGAUGCCCCUCCCUUCACCAGUGUCCUCCAAAUCUCAGCCACUGACCGUGACGCACACGCUAAUGGUCGUGUUCAGUACACCUUCCAAAAUGGCGAAGACGGGGAUGGAGACUUUACCAUUGAACCUACAUCUGGCAUCGUCCGAACUGUGCGGCGUUUGGACCGCGAGAGUGUGCCAUUCUAUGAACUCACCGCCUAUGCCGUAGAUCGUGGGGUGCCUCCUCAGCGAACCCCCGUUCACAUCCAGGUGACGGUCCUAGAUGUGAACGACAAUGCCCCUGUCUUCCCUGCUGAUGACUUUGAGGUUCUAGUGAAGGAAAACAGCGCAGUGGGCUCCGUAGUAGCCCAGAUCACGGCCACUGACCCGGAUGAAGGGGCCAACGCUCAGAUUAUGUACCAAAUCGUGGAGGGCAACAUCCCUGAGAUAUUCCAGAUGGACAUCUUUUCAGGGGAGCUCACUUCACUCAUUGAUCUUGACUAUGAGGCCCACAAUGAGUAUGUCAUCGUAGUCCAGGCCACCUCCGCACCUCUAGUCAGCCGGGCCACUAUCCGGAUCCGAUUGGUGGAUCAGAACGACAACCGGCCCACUCUGCAGGACUUCCAAAUCAUUUUCAACAACUUCGUGUCCAAUCGGUCCAACAGUUUCCCCAGUGGGGUAAUUGGAAGAGUACCAGCGCAUGAUCCUGAUGUGUCAGACAGGCUGUACUACACCAUUGACCGAGGGAACGAGCUUCACCUGCUGCUCCUGAAUCACACCAGCGGAGAGAUCCGACUGAGCCGAAAACUGGAUAACAACAGGCCGCUCGUGGCUCCCAUGCUGAUCACUGUCACAGUUAGCUCCAGUCUAUUGAUUCUUAGGAUAAUUCCCACAUUUAUGGAGUUUCACUACCGUCUGCGGGGCUCUGACACCUGCCUGCCAUGUGACUGCUACCCGGUGGGUUCCUUCUCGCGGUCAUGUGACCCAGAGACAGGCCAGUGCCAGUGCAGGCCCGGCGUGAUUGGUCGCCAGUGCAACAUAUGUGACAGCCCCUUCGCUGAGGUCACUAACUCAGGCUGUGAUGUCAUUUAUGAUGGUUGUCCAAAGACCAUCACUCAAGGGAUCUGGUGGCCUCGGACCAAGUUCAACCUGCCUGCCGCAGUGCCCUGCCCCAAAGGCUCUGUCGGUGCUGCCAUCAGACACUGUGAAAUGGAGAGAGGAUGGCUGGAGCCAGACCUCUACAACUGCACCUCACCUCCCUUUGUGGAGCUCAAUGCUGCUCUUGAUUCUCUGGAGCGUAAUGAGACAGAGCUGAACACCAUCAUGGAGAAGAAACUCGCCCACCAGCUCCGUGACGUCACCGAGGCAACCGCUCGACUCUACGGCAACGACUUGCAGAUCGCCGAACGGCUGCUGUCCCGCCUCCUGACCUUCGAGACCCAACAGAGCGGCUUCGGACUCACCGCUACACAGGACGCACAUUUUAAUGAGAAUGUUGUGCGGGGCUGCAGUGUGCUGUUGGGUCCUGGUACCUCAGGGCUUUGGCGGGCUCUUGCUCAGAGUCAGAACCACAUCCCGGGCGGUGGUCCGGCCGAGCUGACUGAGCUGCUGGAGCAGUACACCCAGAAGCUGGCCCAGAACAUGAAGCUCACCUACCUCAACCCUGUGGCGCUGGUUUCUCCAAACAUAGUCAUGAACCUGGACCGUGUGGAGAACCAGACCCAUGUGCGGCGGCGAUUCCCGCGUUACCACACCACCCUGUUUCGCGGCCAGGCUUUGUGGGAUCCCAACACCCAUGUGAUACUGCCCCCUGCUGCCCUGGUGCCCCAACGACAGCAACAACAACACAACUGGAAGGAGAAGGAGCGGACGGAGAAAGAGACCUUGGUUCCUCAGAACGCUGCUCCGGCCUCCGUCAGUAUCUCAGCCAAUCAAACAGGAGAAUACACUGCAGCCAGACGCACUGUUUCACUGCCAGAGCCGCCCAUCACCAUCGUCAUCUUGCUGAUCUAUCGCAGUCUGGGCGGCGCCCUCCCUCCCAAGUACCACACAGACCGACGAGGAGUGAGGCUUCCCAGACACCCGGUAAUGAACUCCCCGGUGGUCAGUAUCUCUGUCUACAACAACCAAACAUUUGUGGGCGGACACUUGGACCAGCCCAUCCUGCUUGAGUUCAAGCUGCUGGAGACGGCCAAUCGCAGCAAGCCACUGUGUGUGCAGUGGAACCACAGCAGUCUGUAUGAGUUAGGAGGUUGUUGGACAGUCAGGGACUGUAUGGUGGUGUACAGGAACACCUCUCAUGUCCGCUGUCAGUGCCAGAGACUGGGCACCUUCGGCGUGUUGAUGGACAGUUCACACAGAGAGCAGUUGGAGGGGGAUCUGGAGACGCUGGCCCUGGUCACAUACUCCUCUCUGUGCGUCUCCAUGCUGGCCCUCCUCUUCACUGUCCUGGUGCUCUCCUGCCUCCGAGGCCUCAAGUCCAACACCAGAAGCAUCCAUUCAAACACAGCGGCGGCCAUGUUUUUGUCGGAGCUGGUGUUUCUGCUCGGGGUCAAUCAGACGGAACAACAGUUCCUGUGUACGGUCGUGGCCAUUCUCCUGCAUUACUUCUUCAUGUCCACGUUUGCCUGGUUGUUCGUCGAGGGCCUUCAUAUCUACCGCAUGCAGACGGAGCAGCGCAACAUCAACUACGGUGCCAUGAGGUUCUACUACGCCAUCGGCUGGGGCGUGCCCGCCAUCAUCACAGGCCUGGCGGUCGGCUUGGACCCAGAGGGCUACGGGAACCCAGACUUCUGCUGGAUCUCCAUCUAUGACAAACUCAUCUGGAGCUUUGCUGGUCCGAUAGCCAUCGUCAUACUGAUGAAUGGGGGGAUUUUCAUGAUUGUCGCCAAGAUGUCCUGCAAUCCCUCUCAGAAGGAGAGCAAGAAGCUCCCUGUCAUUGCUACUAUUCGCAACGCCUUCCUGCUGUUGCUGCUGGCCACCUCCACCUGGCUGUGUGGUCUGAUGGCUGUGAACAACAGCAUCCUGGCUUUCUAUUACAUAUUCGAUGUCCUCUGCCUAGUGCAGGGUGUGUCGGUGAUGCUGGUCUUCACUGUGUUCAACUCAGAGGUGAAAGAGGCCUGGAGUGUAGCCUGUUUGGGAAAGAAGAGCCCCGGAGAAGACCCACCAAGACCAUCGCAGAACACUGCUCAGAACCCCUAUCACAACGCAUCUCUUUUGGAGCAGAGCGGGCUGCACCGCAUCACCCUGGGAACCUCCACCAUCUCCUCUGUCAGCUCCGCCAGAGAAAAUCUUUUGGCUCGUCAGACUCUGGAACAAAACAUCGUUCAAACCGGAGCGACAGACCUGGAUGUGGCCAUGUUCCACAGAGACGGAGGUGAGGAUUCAGACUCAGACUCAGACCUCUCCAUGGAGGAGGAGCGCAGUCUCUCCAUCCCUUCCUCUGAGAGCGAGGACAACGUCCGACUCCGUGGGCGCAUCCAGCGGCGAUUCAAACGCUCCAAUCACAGCGAGCGUCUGCUCACAGAGCCCACCCACAAUGGCACCAAAGAUUUGGAUGGCAAUGACCUUCUGUCCUACUGGCCAGCUUUGGAGGAGUGUGAGACACACAGCCUUCAGAAGUGGGGCUCAGAGCGCCCCCUGGGGGCAGAUUACAGCAAGGACGCCGCCAACAACAACCAACCUGACGCCGCGCUGACCAGCGGGGACGAGAACGGCCUCACCCAGCCACACAGGCACCGCAAGGGUAUCCUGAAGAAUCGUCUCGGCUGUCCCCCGGCACUCCAGGGUCUUUCCACCAUGGGCCGGGUCCCCAGUGAGCUCAACUGGUACCGUACCUCUACUCUGGGCCAUCGGGGUGUUCCUGCAGCCUCGUACGGUCGCAUGUACUCUGCCGGUGGAGGUUCCGGCUCUCUCUCUCAACCGGCUUCCCGCUACUCCUCCAGGGAACACCUGGACUCUCUGUCCCGGAGGCAGCUGUCCAGGGAUACACUAGGGAGGCAGACAGUAGGGGGGUCGAGAGACCGACUGGACUCCCGGGGUUCCAGGGACAACCUGGAUCUCUUACCAAGGAGGAGAGAGCUGGGGCAGGGAGCAGGGCUCGGGGGCCUAGGUCUGGAUCACCAGCGAGUCUCAUCAUCCAGGGAGAACUUGUCAGGAUCCAGGGACAGACUGGACAACCACCACACAGGGAGCGUCCACACCUCGAGGGAGGACUUGAGUGGGGGAGCGGGAAUGGAGGGAUACCUCAGCGGCUCGAGGUCGCAGCUCAACUCGCUAACUCGGCGGCAGGCCUCAUCCCGGGAGCACCUCGGGGGGGCGCUGAUGAGCAGCAGGUCGAGGGAGCAGCUUGAGACCAAUGGAAGUGGAGUCCAGGCUCAGCCAUGUCGGGAGUGGCUCCGUACUCUGCCUCCACGCCAGCCCUCGCACCCUGACCAGCCUCCCUCCUCCUCCCCUCCUCCCCCGAUCUCUGAAGAGCCCCAGCAAGACCAGCUCCCGUCUCACCUCAGAGGACGGCUGGACUCUGCACCGCCAUGUAUGUACCCCGGUCAGACUGUCCCGCAGGUCGCAGGUUCAAGUCCAAACACUCUUGGUCGACAACCGUCCAGUGAACACCUGGAUAUUCUGUCCUCCAUCCUGGCAUCCUUCAGCUCCUCUGUCCUCACUCCUCCCCCUGCUGCCUCUAACCCUGGUCCUAAUGGCUCCGCCCAUGGACACUCACCCUCCCUGUCCCAGUCAGCCACCUCCCACAGCAUAUCGGAAGUCUCCCCCGACUCUGAAGCCAACAGAAGUGAAGGACAGUCUUGAUGACAGCCUACAUAUCCCUUUAUGCAUUGCAGUGCUUGGAACACCAGGUUCAAAGGUCAUAGAUGGUCCUGAACCACUGGGGAACCCUGGGACAGAGGAGACACUGAGUUGGGAAGAAAGUAUGACAGAGAAAGCGUCCAUGAGGAUGAAAAAGGAUGCUCGUGGGCAGUUUGUACUGUGUAAAUCCCACCGCCUUCAAUGAUCUACGAUGUUUCUUUGGACGAUGAGUCAACCACCUCUACUACCUAAAAACACAAAAUCCUCAGAUUUCAAACGCAGAAGUCGGCUUGAUCCAGACAACAUCCGUCUAAAGGAAGAACAAAAAGAAAAGACUGUAAAUAACAUUUUUAUACAUUUUGUAUCUUUUACAUUGGAGAUGAAGAAGAAAUCUCUUGUGAUGUUUUCUUUCUUUCUUUCUUUUUUUUUAAACGAUUGUGUCCGUGUGAGGUUGUGAGGGAGGUUGGUGGGAGUGCAGUCUUGUUCGUUGCUGAGGGAGGUAUUUCCCCCACAAAGAAAAAAAAAAUCCCUGAAACUUCUCCCUGAAAACAGUUUUUCUCAGAAACUUUCCUCACACUCAUCAACUGUGUGUAUAGCGACAGCAGGGGUCCGGCAAUAGUAUCUGAUGAGAUUAUCAAAAACCGCGCCACGUGGUUGAAGGGAAAUAUCAAAGUAACGAGAAGUGAUUGUAAAUAGAGGAAGGGAUUAUUAUAAGAGAAGAGAUUUGAUGGAAGAUGAUUGUGAAGAGAAAGAUGGCCAACGUUAAGCUACAACACCACAGGGAGGUUCAGAGUUGGAGUGUCAGAGUAUCGUCUCAUCCAGGAGAUUGUGCUGUCUUGUGAUCCACUGUAUAUGAAUGUGACCUUGUCAUCCGUCUGUGUAUCUUUGUGCCUGGUGCUGAGACCUGAUGGGUGGAGUUAGAUAUCUGUCUGCUUCUCUGUGUCAUGUAACAACCACUUAAAGACCCUCAAAGUAUUUUGCUCUUUGAUGCAUCACGACUCAACCUGCCUCAAGAGACGCCACAGGAGCAGUCGAAUCUCUCCGGCAGCAUCCAGGAGACUCACUUAUUAAAUUUUUUCUUGCAAAAGUUCUGCGCAAAUCCAAGCCAAAGGGACAACCGCUUAAAAAUCAACAAUACAUUCUUGUUCUCUUGUGCAGGGUGUGAACGCUCUGGAUGUAAUUCACAGUUGUGUUUAAAUGUGAUUGAAAAAAUUAGUUUUUCAUAAUGAGCCUCUUGAUCUGCACUAGAACAUAACUCGCUGUGUUUAUCAUUUCAUUUGGCUGCAUACUAAAUAUGAAAGUGGAUUUUGGUUUGGCGUGUAGGAGGAGAGCGGAUCAGAGGGAAGACACGUCCAAGUGUGCUCAGAUAUUUUAUUUGGAGGUCACAAAGCAAACCUUUGGUACAUAUCCAGAAUGCAUUGGCUGAUGUCUGUAGCAUAUGAAUCCCAUGCCAGAUUUAUUCCCUUGCUUGGCUGAACACAGUUGCUGGGAAAUUACUUCAGAAUAUCCUUGAAAUGGGAAAUUUCCUGACUUUGCUAACAGGCUGUCAUUGAUGAAGAGGUUCCACACCAGAACACAUUAAUACAGAUUUGCUCUCAUUGUUUAGACCGCUGUGCAAAGAUGAGGUCUCUUGCAAGAUCCAGCGUCGCCUCUGCAGCACCGUACCAGUUUGCUGAGGAGAGGAGUCAGUUGUGUCAGCACUAAAAGCCUCUAAGUGGUUUUGAGUUCCAGGUCUUUCCAUCAGCAGCUGUUCCUUUCUCACAGCUGUUGGAGCGAGCGCAAGUUCAGGCCUUAAGGUAACAACACACAGGCAUUUGUAAGCAAUGGAGACAGACAGGCAGUCUCCACCAGCCUUCAAAGGGAUUUAAGGGAUUGUGGCAAACAUAACUGUGUUUUUUUGUAAUGACAGAAAUGCAGUGUUUCUGUAUUACUAAAAAUGUGUUGUCUGCGUGUGCCCGAGCAGAGAGCACGGUGACAGUCAAACAAUACUUCAAAACAAUAGAGCACAAUGAGCAAAAGAAUAAAUCAUGAAGUUCAAAACCAGACAAGGAUGAAACAAAUUGGGUCAGAAACCGUGACUGUGUGCAAAAUGUAACUGCAGGGCCGCGAACGUUACUCAUCGCAGAGAGGAAGGGAAAUGGAAAUGCAGAUAGUGGAAAUAAAAAUACACACCUCACAAAUGCAUAUCUCCCUGCUCUGUCAUCCCCAUUUUCCUGGGAGGUGAAAAGUGAACAUAUUUUUUAAAGUAGUAUUGCCAAAAAAUGCUCCUGCAGGGGAACACAACCCACUAGUCGGUUAAAGGGGUAGUACACCUAAAAUAUCUGCGUUUGAUUCCUCCUCACCCUUUUCAUUCAGCUGCUCCAUUUUAUUUAUUUUUCUUCACAAAUCUGUUUGUUAUCUUCAACUGACAGUACCUUUAACUUGUACAGACAUGAGAUUUAUUUUAUUUAUUUAUUGAUAAUUUAUUGACAUUGUAUUGAUUAUUUAUGUUGCCAUUUUGAAUGAGGUUGUUGUUAAAGAAGUAUGUGGAUUAUUUUUAUUUUUGGCAAAAUGUUUCCUUUUUCUGUUUCAGAUCAAAAUGUCUCUGUUUACAAUGUCAUGCAGGACACUUAAUUUGGUUUCUUUAUCUAAUCAUGGAGGUGAAAUGUGGAAAGAUUUGACAAAACAAACUCAAAUGAUCCACCUUUAUAUCGGUGCAUUUAUCCCCCCCAGACAGAAUGUCAACAUAUCCAAACUAAAAGUUGAACACUUGGCAUAGUGCAGAUAUGCCCCAAAUCAAACCUUUUCCCUCCCUGUGAUCGAUCCAUUCACAUGCACACAAUCAGGUCCUUCACUGGUCAUGUAUGUGCUUUUAUACACAACAGUCAGACGUCAGUAACACAAAACUCCUGCUUCAGGUUAAUGUGGUCCGGACCAACAGGAGUGAGGGGAGACAGAAACGUUGUGAUGUGCUCUGGAACAGGAACACAGUGGGGAAGUGAUGGGAGGAAAGAAACAGUGAGAGAAAGUCGUGAGAGGAGGAAGGAUGGGAGAUUGUCUUUGUUAGCUUGUGUGUUCAUUAUGGGAUGCCUUCUAUCCCGCCGUCGGCAAGGGGAUGGCGGCAUGGAAACAGCUGUUCCCCUGUUACCGCGGAAACAAGAGAAAUGUUGGAUAUUAAAAAAUGACUUAUUCCUA
Cottoperca gobio is the source of this 13076-nucleotide messenger RNA. It is a transcript of the gene celsr3, whose product is annotated as cadherin, EGF LAG seven-pass G-type receptor 3. NCBI's taxonomy places the organism in Eukaryota, Metazoa, Chordata, Actinopteri, Perciformes, Bovichtidae. The transcript is spliced from 23 exons. Gene Ontology annotation, molecular function: calcium ion binding; G protein-coupled receptor activity. The coding region runs from base 285 to 9905 and encodes 3206 amino acids. Gene Ontology annotation, cellular component: plasma membrane. The record is from RefSeq and is a predicted model, not a curated record. Gene Ontology annotation, biological process: G protein-coupled receptor signaling pathway; cell surface receptor signaling pathway; homophilic cell-cell adhesion.